Magallana angulata is the source of this 2048-nucleotide messenger RNA. RefSeq names its product peroxisome proliferator-activated receptor alpha-like. NCBI's taxonomy places the organism in Eukaryota, Metazoa, Mollusca, Bivalvia, Ostreida, Ostreidae. The coding region runs from base 156 to 1655 and encodes 499 amino acids. Gene Ontology annotation, molecular function: RNA polymerase II cis-regulatory region sequence-specific DNA binding; zinc ion binding; nuclear receptor activity. Gene Ontology annotation, biological process: cell differentiation; negative regulation of transcription by RNA polymerase II; hormone-mediated signaling pathway. The transcript is spliced from 7 exons. The record is from RefSeq and is a predicted model, not a curated record.
AUGCGCCUGCUCAUUGGUGCGGCAGGUCAAACUUAUUUGGGUUAUUAAAUUGAGGUGCCGAUAUAAAUAACACCAUUUGUUAGUGAGACGAUCUAGCGUGUGGGUUGUAAACAUAUACACUGGAUUAACUGAAGCAACUGAUAAGUCAAAGCACAAUGGUGCACGGAUUGACACUGGCUAAUCUGCCGUACCCAUCGGAGAGCUACAAUGAUGGUUCCAAAAUGACAGAUUUAACUAUUCCGUCACACAAUCAAAGUUCCUACCCAAUGCAACACAGUGUGAUGGUGCCACUCAAAAAACUAAUGAAAAUUCAAACGCAGUGUUAUGAUUAUGACCAAUUCCAGAAAUCCCGGGAAGGGGAAGAAAAUGACGUGAUGUUAACUGUGACGUCAGUAGAUGGAUGUUCGGAUACAUCCAGUAUCACUUCAAAAUCUGAAACAUCUGAAAUUGAUGUCGAGAUGUUAGAGGAAAGUCCACUUGAAUCUCAAGCACGGAAAUUGAACUCUUUCUCUCCACCUAUGAUACCGAAUAACUGUACCUUAGUACGUGGAAGUGGUGUAAGUCCAGUAAAUGGGAUAAACGGUCAGAUUCCUAAACAAAAUGGAAAUAUCCCUCCUCAUAAAAAUAAAGGACGUUCCAACACUGCAAAAGUUCAGUCUGUUGAUGGACAUAUUCUGUGCAAAAUCUGCGGCGACAAAGCCUCCGGUUUUCAUUAUGGCGUCUUUUCAUGUGAAGGUUGUAAGGGCUUUUUCAGAAGAACAGUACGGCAAAAGCUUGUGUACAAGCCAUGCGAAAACCCCAAAGGAUGUCUUAUAAUGCGAAUUAGUAGAAAUAGAUGCCAGUAUUGUCGUAUACAACGUUGUAUAAUGGCGGGCAUGUCACAUGAAGCUGUUAGACUUGGAAGAUGUCCGAAAAAAGACAAGCCGAAGAAAAUGGACUUCUUCAAGCUGCCUCAAAAUAAACAUGGAAAAGUUGAUAUUGAUAAACAAAUUAGAUCGGAGCAAAUGGUGUUGACCAUUCAUGAUGCUUUCCGAACAGCUCUUAAAGACUGCACAACUGCAAAGUCGGCAUCUUUUAAACAUUUGAAGAUGACAUGCGAAAAUGACGCCAGGAAGUUUUGUUCUCAGUAUGUUACCGACAUGGUUCGUUUUAUCUCAAUAUUCGCGCGCGAGAUCCCACAAUUCACGCAGAUGGACAUCGACGAUCAAAAGACUCUCAUAAAACAUUGCAUCUUGGAAUCCAUCAUCAUACACUGUGUUAGUCGUUCGCCUUCAGACUGUGAGGAGGAGUUUGACUGUGUCUCAAAAUGUGAUUCGGAUAAUGAAGGUCCUCUCACCCAUCUUAUUUAUGACGUUGUCACUUGUGUGAAAAAACUUAAAGCUCUAAGACUGACUGAAGUUGAACUCGCCAUAUUCGCAGCUAUGGUUUUGUUUUGUGCAGAUCGAGAAGACUUAAAGUGUUCAGAUGUACUAGAAAAAAUGGAGAUCGAACUGUACUUGGCACUGAAAUGCCAGUUUCUCCUUAAUCACACUGACUCCACAUCUAAUCUUUUCCCCAAAAUUGUGGAAAUUAUAUGCAGUAUACGUGCUAUAACAACACUGUAUAUGGAUGACAUCAUGAACUCUAAAGUUGAAGUAGAUGACACCAACUGCUGACAAUGGAGUACAUCUAAUGAGAAAAAAAACCAAUUCAGGACAUUGUCUACCUUCUACGCGGGUCAGAUAUACAGGUGUACUAAAUACAGGUGUACUAAAACCCGGACGUGACCUUAGGCGCGAGAAGUAGAGCAGUACUAGAUGGAUCGUCUAGAUUUGUUGUUUGACUCCCUAUUGGCCGAGACAAGACUACAACGGGGUUUAUCGAUCAUUUCUAUUUUUAUCUCCUUAAAAGCUAAUACGCAUUAAAACAAACUGUGAUAAUUUAUUUUGGGUGACCGUCAUUAUCAAAAAUGUACAUGUUCACCUUUUUAAUGUAUUUUGUUAGGUUUUCACAUUUUGCCAUUAAAGUAUGUAAUGCAGAAAGUGUUUGUGAAAUAAUGGCUUAUGGGC